AUGGCGCAUCCACAGCACAAGCGCUAUGAGGUGUUGCUGGGGAUGCCGGAUGUUGGAGAUCUUGUCGUAACAUCUGAAAAGUUCGGUGAUGACACCAUCAUUGCCGUCCUACCGAAAGAUGCCAAGAUGACAAAAGAGCUGCUCCCCGCAACACAACAGCCGCCAGCGCAAAGCACACCGGCAGACGUGGGGCUGCAGAUGGCGGAGACAUCCUUUGCAAGCUUUGACUUGGCUGUGAAGCUGAAGGAGAUUGGGGUGUCUUUGAUUUGCGACUCCUUGGCUGAGGAGCUGUGUUACGCGAGCUUGUCGCAGGUGGCUGUGGGGCUGCAGCAGCGAGGAGACAGAGAAAAAGUUGUGUUGCGAAUAGAGAGGAUACAAGUAGACAACCAGAUGGAGAAUGGGAAUAAGCCCGUCGUAAUCGCCAAUAGAGGCGGCAGAAGCGUCCCUUCCCACGAGCCGACGAGCUGGGGAGCGUCACCCCAGGCUAUGCCAAGAGGCAGCAACCCCUUCUUGACGGUCUUCGUCGUCCGCCUGAACUCCGGCAGCAGAGACAUUGUGUUGAAGAGGGCGCUGGUGGACAUCGACGACUUGGAAAUCGACAUCGAUGCAGACAUGCUCAACGGGCUGAAUGACUUUGUGUGGUCUUGCCUCAUGGCAUUUGGCUUGGCAGAGGCGGCAUCGCGGCGUGCAGUAUCUCUGGAGGAGUUGGGCGCCUGGGUCCAAGAGCCUCUGGCUCUCCGCUACUCACCACCUCCUCUUCCAACGAUUUUGUCUCUAGAAUCCUUGGUUAUUUCCCGUUUCCGAGUGUACUGCUGGUGCUCUUUUGUCCUCGACAAAAUGCACAUGAUCUCCGACCUUCUCAAACUCGGACUCAGGAUCCUCAUGGCCUCAGGACGACUUGAGCUGACCGGGGCGCGUUUGACGUUCAGCCAGGAGGAGUUCCGGUAUUUAAGAGGGACAGUUGCUUCUUUUACUUCGUGUUUGCAAGAGCGAUACACGUACCACUUGCUGUCGUCUUUAUUUGCAUCUUUGGGGCAGUCCUCAUUGCUGAAUCUGCCGCGCAUGCCUUACGAGUUCGGGAGGAACACCAUUGGUCUGGCUGCAAAUGCUGUGGACAGCGUGUCCACUGGUCUCGGUUCUUUGCUGUCGACGUUUACUUUCGAUUCGGAGUACAUCAACCGACGCCGCAGAGAAAGAGGCCGGGGGGCCUCAGGAAUGCGAGAGGGGUUUCUUUCUGCAGGCAAGAGCAUCGGCGAGGGUGUAUGGGCCCUGUCCAGCAUUGUCACGAAGCCCUUAGAAGGAGCGCAGAAAGAAGGUGUUGGUGGUUUUCUUAAGGGCAUCGGGAAGGGGCUGAUGGGCUCUCUCGUCAAGCCCCUCGACAAAGUGGGGCAGGCCGUCUCGGAUGUGACCCGCGGUAUUCAAGCGGAAGUCAGCAGACCCUUAGGCGCUCUUAAAGUCAUCAGCACACGCCACAGACAGCCCCGCAUGGUUGGAGAACAGGGACAAGUCAGGCCCUACGACGAAACGGAAGCUCAGCUGCGUCAGAGUCUGGGCCUGGCAGUGCUGCGGCCGAUGCAGAAGUGCAUGACAGUUUUACGGCACGAGAAGCCGGAUAUCUCUCAGUUAGUUGUUUUGUUCUACCCUCAAGACAUUUUCCUUGUCAGCGUGAAGGGAAAUGAUUCUGAGAAGGGCGUUCAGUCGCGUUAUCGGGGAAGGACGUCAACACCGCUAGAAGCAGGAGUGCAUAUAAUGUGGCACGUCAGCGUAGCAGAAAUUCAAGAAGUACGAACAGAUAGCCGCGGUGUCACGCUCACAGUCGCCUCCACUGAAGGGCAGCGGCAGCCGGAGGCCGCUGCGCUGGGUAGGGCGGGGUCGGUGAGGAUGGUAGAAGGCAGGCAGAGUCCACAGCCUGCAACAGCAGCAGCUGCUGCUGCUCCUACUGCCGCCACUACACAGACGUACUUCAUUCCUUGCCAAGAUUCAACGGUAUCCAACGAGGUGUAUAGGGAGCUCCGCGAAACACAAAGAGGCUGCGCUACAGUCGUUCACCUGGGAACCAACAAACGUGUCUCAGAUGCCGACUCAUAA
Messenger RNA from Eimeria maxima, 2088 nucleotides. RefSeq names its product Large low complexity protein, possible apicomplexan-specific, related. The transcript is spliced from 6 exons. Gene Ontology annotation, biological process: protein targeting to vacuole; protein retention in Golgi apparatus. Lineage: Eukaryota; Apicomplexa; Conoidasida; Eucoccidiorida; Eimeriidae. The coding region runs from base 1 to 2088 and encodes 695 amino acids. Gene Ontology annotation, cellular component: extrinsic component of membrane. The record is from RefSeq and is a predicted model, not a curated record.